CCCAAGUCAUCUGCCACAAUAAACAUUCCGCUGUCAGCCAAUUCACGGCUGUACUGAAGUAGUCACUGGCACAUAGAGGCCAUUGCAGAUACAGACAAAAUAUUUACUUUUAAAUACGGUUCUUCUAGUAUUAGCCACGAUCGAGAACCUGCCUGAGUAAUAACGAAUUUGACCCGGAGUCGUAAAGGCUGUGCAGGGUGAAGUCGGGGGAGACGGACAGGAAAAAAACAAAGAUGGCUGUGUAGCCAGAGAGACGAGUCCCAGCAGAACUGUCUCUAGCCACAGCUUUAAUCACCGACAAGUCCCGUGGGUCCCGUGGACUGUCAGCCGGUACCGAAGCAGGGACGUUAGAUGAGCAGCCGAGCUGGGCCGCUGGUGUAGCUACAUCGUUGUAAGCUGCUGUCAUUGCGAAUAACGGCGUCGAGUGUUCAACAACAGCUGAGAGACGCCUGAGUUGUUUUUGUUCUGCAAGGGGAGAGGACUGCUGUGUUUGUGUCAACGUAGCUAGCCGCAUAGUCUGCUAGCCUCACUGUAAGUCAACAAAACUAGUCAACGCUUUGCACAUGAUCUCGUUAUUACACAAUCAUUGGCUUGUUAAAUUUCAAGUGCGUAACGUUAAGUGGAGGGGGGCAUUAAUAACAAUAAUAAGUUAGCCUGCAUUCCUUUCUGACAGCCUGCUGCCGUAGCGUUAGCCUAGCUAACGUUAGCUAACGUUAUCUGUCAGCUGACCAUUAGCUUGACAGGUUGUAAGCUAGCCCUGAGCUAACCUGCUAAUAUUUCGGGCUCAGUCUGGUCGCGGCAGGUACAUCUCAGAAAUUUCUAGACAUCGCCAUGUCUUCACUGGAAGAGAGAGACGGUGGUGUUGUGGCCGCCCCUGGCUCCUCCUCAGCCGGUAUGGGGGUCGGGGCCGUGGGGGCAGCGGUGGAGGCUGUCGCCGGGGUCGCAGCCAUGCAAGAGGAGGUCGGGAUACGACGAGAAGGGCCCGAGCCUGACCCAGACGAGCCACCCAAGAAGAGGGCGAGAUUGCCCGAGGGAGAGUCAGGAAAGCUGGAGGAGAGACUGUACUCAGUGCUGUGCUGCACCGUGUGCCUAGACUUGCCCAAGGCUUCUGUAUACCAGUGUACAAAUGGACACCUGAUGUGUGCAGGCUGUUUUAUCCACCUCCUGGCUGAUUCUCGUCUCAAGGAGGAACAGGCCACGUGUCCCAACUGCAGGUGUGAGAUCAGCAAGAACUUGUGCUGCAGGAACCUUGCAGUGGAGAAAGCUGUCAGUGAGCUGCCGACAGAAUGUACCUUCUGCCUAAAACAGUUCCCCCGCUCCAGCUUAGAGAGACACCAGAAAGAGGAGUGUCAAGACAGGGUGACACAGUGUAAGUACAAGAGGAUUGGCUGCCCUUGGCAAGGUCCGUUCCAUGAGCUGCCAGCACAUGAGAGUGAGUGCUCCCAUCCCACUAAGACUGGUACAGAGCUGAUGGGAAUACUGGGAGAGAUGGACCAGAGCCACCGCAGAGACAUGCAGCUCUAUAACAGCAUCUUCAGCCUGCUCUGCUACGAAAAGAUUGGGUUUACAGAAGUGCAGUUCAGGCCGUACCGCACUGAUGACUUCAUCACUCGUCUGUACUAUGAAACACCGCGCUUCACUGUUCUCAACCAGACGUGGGUGCUGAAGGCCCGUGUUAACGACUCUGAACGCAACCCCAACCUGUCCUGCAAGCGCACCCUCUCCUUCCAGCUCAUCCUCAAAAGCAAGGUGAACUCUGCCCUGGAGUGCUCCUUUCUGCUGCUGAAGGGGCCGUAUGACGACGUGCGGAUCAAGCCGGUCAUCCACCACCACUCCUUCUGCAACGACGCCAACGAGACCGACUACGUCCCUCUCCCCAUCUCCGAUUCGGUGGAGUGCAACAAACUGCUGGCCGCCAAAAACAUCAACCUGCGCCUGUUCAUCUUCCAAGUCCAAAAAUAAAGAGUGAGGGAAGAGAAGGAGGAGGAGGAAGAAUGGUGAUGGAGGGCGAGGGGCUGAGAGAGAGGAGCGAUGAAGAUUAAAGAAAGACACCACUGAACCACUGAUACCUCUUAACACACACACACACACACACAUUCACGCAGGGUACACACGCCUCCACACGCACACACAUACAUACACACACACCACUAAUUACACUUACCUCCUUUUACAAGAUAGUGAGACCCCUUGCUUCGGGGAGCUGUGAGUUGCUAUGGAGAUGGGUGGGCGUUGCCAUAGGAUGGAGGGGUGGGGUGAAACAUGCGAAGGCACUGGCGAAGGUGUUUGGGUGAGGAAGGGGGUUCUGGGAUGGUUGGUGUGUACAGUACCUGUGGAGGCUCUCUGACGUUAGGUUGUGUCUGACCUGUCACCCCUGACACCUGCAGCCAGAGCUGGCACACACACCAAACAUAGCAGGAUUUGCUGUGUGCAUUUGUUGUGUGUGUGUGUGUGUGUGUGUGUGUGUGUGUGUGUGUGUGUGUGUGUGUGUGUGUGUGUGUGUGUGUGUGUGACUGAGAGAGAAAGAGAGUUCGGUGACCCUCGAGUGUGGCCCAUACUCUGAUUUUAUGAUGAAAUGUCACAAAGACGUGAUAAUGUGAAAAUAGAGUGAUUGACUCUACUAAGCUGUUCUUUGGACAUGUGACUUGAUGUGGAGUGUAUGUGUGUGUGUGUGUGUGUGUGUGUGUGUGUGUGUGUGUGUGUGUGAGAGAGAGAGAGCGAGUGUGUGUGUCCCUUCCCUCUACACACUUUAUGCCUGAGUCUAGUCUAUGAUUUCUUUCUGUUUUGGCAAAAGUGUCCCUCUUGCGUCUCAAGCUUUACCAGAACAGACAAAAGAUGACGUUCCCCAUCAGUGACCCCCUUUUACCUUUCACCAAGAGGAGAGAUGGCCUGGCUGCAUGCAUAUUUUAGUUUAUUCUUCUACUUCUUCCUCUAGCUGUGGUUAUAUUUAACCUUCAACACUAAUACCAUUUUUAUUUCUCUUAACCCUAAAUAUUUAAGUACCUGUGAACUUUUUUUUCUUUUGGGUUUUAGCGUGUGACUGGCUGCCAGUAUGCGUGAGUGUGUGUGUAAACAGAUCAUAAUUGUGAGAAUCCUGUCCCUAUUAAACAAUACAAUCCUUGAGGACAUGGCUGGAUUAGCAACAGACCGUCAGGGGCCCUAAAAGCCCCAGGUUCACUGCGUGUCAGCUGCCUUUUGGUAAUUUGAUUAUUUGCAAACUUAUUUGGGAAUUUGCACCCCUUUAGUACAAUAACAACUGGUCCUGCAUAACUUCUAACAUUCUUGAUUUUAAGGUAGUAGUUAGAGCUAGAUCUAUAUAUCCACCAGGGAAUAUAUUAGUGGAUGUUAACUUGUCGCGGCUAUAUCAGUAUAUUGUAUAUGUCGGCUGAUAAGUAACAAGAAAUUGCAGUACAGAAACUGUCACCAAGUUUGUUCACCAGAGAGCACUGACACGAUGUUUCAACUGUAAAAUGUCCCGCUCAGUGUGUAUCAUGGUCACAAUCCUUUAAAAAAAAACAAAUCUAGGGCAUCUGAAACAAGAUUGUUUGUUUAUGUUGUGUAUUAAAAUAAAUAACUGAGAUUUUUAGAACUCCCAAAUACCUUUAUUGUUAUCAGCCCCAAAUAUCCAGUAUCAGUCAGGCUAUAAUCACUGG
This is a messenger RNA of Sander lucioperca (pikeperch), 3653 nucleotides long. RefSeq names its product cysteine/histidine-rich 1 (gene zftraf1). Gene Ontology annotation, cellular component: nucleus. NCBI's taxonomy places the organism in Eukaryota, Metazoa, Chordata, Actinopteri, Perciformes, Percidae. Gene Ontology annotation, molecular function: zinc ion binding. The transcript has 6 exons. The record is from RefSeq and is a predicted model, not a curated record. The coding region runs from base 832 to 1962 and encodes 376 amino acids.